AUGAAAAUCACCUUUUUCUUUGCUGUGCUGUUCUUGCUUGAUCUCUUUGUGUGCUGUCAUACAUAUGACCAAUAUCCCUUGCCUGACAUAGAAGAUGCGAAGUUCAUUGAAGACUGUGUGAGAGCUCACAAUGACUUCCGAUCCAAAGUGAAUCCACCAGCCAGCAAUAUGCUUCGUAUGUCCUGGGACCCUGCUUUAGCUAAAUCUGCCAAGGCAUGGGCAAAGAGGUGCAUGUUUGAGCACAAUAUCUACCUUAAAAUACCACAGAAGAUGCACCCCACCUUUACAUCUAUUGGAGAAAACAUCUGGACUGGCACCGCCACCAUCUUUUCUGUGCACGUAGCUCUGACUGACUGGUUUAAUGAAGUCAGCAGCUACGAUUUCAACACCCGUCACUGUGCUGACAAGUGUGGUCACUACACCCAGGUUGUUUGGGCAACGAGUUACAAAGUUGGCUGUGCAGUUCACUUCUGCCAUAGAAUUCACAAUCUUCACAGAUUCAACAAUGUGGCGCAUUUUGUUUGUGACUAUGGGCCAGCGGGGAAUUACCCAACAAAACCUUAUAAAGCAGGACAACCGUGUAGUGGAUGCAGUAACGACCAGUGUGUGGGCAAUCUCUGUGUAAACGCAGAACGUGAGAAACUUAUAAGUUAUACCAACUGGUAUCCGGACUGGGACGCUCUGCCGCAGCCACCGCAGCCCCGUCCCCCCCAGCCUCCAGCCCGUCGGCCUCCGGCCCGCACUCCCACAGCUGGGCAGCUGCAUUCUUCCUGUGACCACUACUGUGUUAGUGUCUUGAUUUUAAGGCCACUAUUUUUGGUACUGAGUGCUGUAGGUGUUCGUUUAGCGCAGCGGUGGUUUCCACACAUGUUUAUAUAUGUGUAAUGAUUGUUAAGAUGCUGAUAGUGAUUCUACCGUUCCAUUAGAGAACUGCAUGUUUGAUUAAAAAGCAGUCAUCUCUGCUAUACUUCGUGGUGUUUAUCCAAUGCAAAAUGCUUCUGCAUUCAGGGCAAGAUUUAAAUGGCUGUGCAUGGAGUUGCUGUCUCGCUCCAAUUUAUAGGAGGGAGAUGAGGUUCUUUAAUAUCUGUAUACCCGGUGUGAGAUUAAGAAACAAUGGUUCAUAUGUUGUUGCAUCCAGUUUAUUACUAAGACCUAA
Messenger RNA from Lagopus muta (rock ptarmigan), 1156 nucleotides. Its product is annotated as glioma pathogenesis-related protein 1-like. Gene Ontology annotation, cellular component: extracellular region. The record is from RefSeq and is a predicted model, not a curated record. The coding region runs from base 1 to 885 and encodes 294 amino acids. The transcript has 6 exons. NCBI's taxonomy places the organism in Eukaryota, Metazoa, Chordata, Aves, Galliformes, Phasianidae.